Oenanthe melanoleuca is the source of this 5191-nucleotide messenger RNA. It is a transcript of the gene CRKL, whose product is annotated as CRK like proto-oncogene, adaptor protein. The record is from RefSeq and is a predicted model, not a curated record. The coding region runs from base 574 to 1485 and encodes 303 amino acids. The transcript has 3 exons. Gene Ontology annotation, molecular function: protein binding. NCBI's taxonomy places the organism in Eukaryota, Metazoa, Chordata, Aves, Passeriformes, Muscicapidae. Gene Ontology annotation, biological process: positive regulation of ERK1 and ERK2 cascade.
CGGCCCCGCGCUGCCGCCGCCGCCAUGGCGCGUGCGCGGGGCGGUGUCUCGCGGCGUUCGCGGGCCCGGCGCAGCCGCCAUUUUGGAGCUCGGCUAGCGAGGGGAGGAACCCGCGGGAGGACGCGGCGCCCGGCGCUUCUGCCUCCCCCGUCCCGCCCCGAGCCGGCUCCGCUCGCCGCUUUCACGGGCCGCCUGUCCGUGUCAGCCGCCGCUGCUCUUCGUCACCCGCCUGGCCGGGCCCCGCAGGCCUGAGAGAGGCGGGAAGGAUGCCCUGCACACCCCGCCGCUGAGGGAGACUCGGGGGCCCUGCGCGCCGCGUCUGGCCAGCCCCACCCCAGCCGCUCCUCGGCCCUUCGCCUCCAGCGGCGCGCAGCUUCCUUCCCUUUAUACCCCUUGCCCGGGGUUCCCUUUCUCCUGGACUAGGCACGAGCCGCUUUCCCCUCGCCCCCAGCCCGCUCCGCCUCCCAGGCCUCUCUGCCCAGGCCUCCCCUUCUCCGGGUCUCUUCCUCCGCCUGGGCCUUCGGGCUCCUCACCUUCCUUCCUCCCUUUCCUUCCCCUUCCCCGCCCGGAGCCAUGUCCUCCGCCGCUCGUUUCGAUUCGUCGGACCGCUCCAGCUGGUACGUGGGCCCGGUGUCGCGGGCGGAGGCGCAGACGCGGCUGCAGGGGCAGCGGCACGGCAUGUUCCUGGUGCGGGACUCCUCCACCUGCCCGGGGGACUACGUCCUCUCGGUGUCCGAGAACUCCCGCGUUUCCCACUACAUCAUCAACUCCCUGCCCAACCGCCGCUUUAAGAUCGGCGACCAGGAGUUCGAGCACCUGCCCGCCCUGCUGGAGUUCUACAAGAUCCACUACCUGGACACCACCACGCUCAUCGAGCCCGCGCCCAGGUACCCCAGUCCACCAAUGGGAUCUGGAUCUGCCCCUGCCAUGUCUGCUGCAGAAGAGAACGUGGAGUAUGUUCGGACUCUGUAUGACUUUCCUGGCAACGACGCCGAGGAUCUGCCGUUCAAAAAGGGCGAGUUGCUGGUCAUUGUGGAGAAGCCAGAAGAACAGUGGUGGAGUGCCAGGAACAAGGAAGGUCGCAUUGGCAUGAUCCCUGUUCCUUAUGUAGAAAAGCUAGUCAGACCUUCUGUUGGGAAGCAUGGGAACAGGAAUUCCAACAGUUACGGUAUUCCAGAACCUGCCCAUGCUUAUGCUCAGCCUCAAACCGCAACUCCCCUUCCCUCAGUAUCCAGCACGCCUGGAGCAGUGAUCAAUCCUCUGCCAAACACACAGAAUGGACCAGUCUAUGCCAAAGCUGUCCAAAAGAGAGUACCCUGUGCUUAUGACAAGACUGCACUGGCAUUAGAGGUUGGAGAUAUUGUGAAGGUUACGAGGAUGAACAUAAACGGGCAGUGGGAAGGAGAAGUCAACGGUCGAAAAGGGCUCUUCCCUUUCACACAUGUCCAGCUCUUUGAUCCUCAAAACCCCGAUGAGAACGAGUGACUCCCUCUGCCUAAUUUACACUGCUGCUUCAUUUUCCUGGCUCUCAUUAGCAUUGUUUGAGGUGGGAUGAUGACUUAAUGGCACAUUGCUAGCAUUGCCCAUUUUCCAGCUUGCUGCAGUUUGACAGUUCUUGUAAUAUACAUUUGGAAUACAUACAGCUGAAGUCACUGCCUGACCUUCAGACCAUAGUUGCGUCAGCCAGAAUUUAGUUUCACUUUUAAAACUUCAUUGGGCCUUAAGCUGGAGAAGACUGAACCGGAAUAUAGCAGAGAGGUGUGGGGAAAAAACCUUUCCUCUUGAGACUUCCAUGGACUUUUUCUGGUUUACUCAGUAGGAAGAGCCCUUAAUCUUAGGUCAAAACAUGCAACUCGUGCAUUACUGUCCAACAAAAAGCAACAACAAAAAUGCAAUUUUAGAACUGAAGAAGAUUUAGUUUUGAAAUUACCUGUCCUAAGGUAGUACAUUUAAAAUGAUGGUUUCUUUAAAGGACAAUAAUUGGAGCUUAUGUAUUCUAAGCAGUUGUAUUAGACACUGCUCUUUUCUGUUAACUCUUAAGCUUGUUGUUGACCUUCUUGAAACGGUGUGUGUUAAAUGCAAAUAACCAUUGACUGAGCUGCAUUGAAGCUGAGGCAUUUAUUUAUAAGGCAACCUAGGAGGGGUUGAUACUUGUAACUUGGUUUUGACAUAUUUAAUGCAUUUCUGUUGAUUUUUGCAAGCACUAACUGUAGAAAGUGAGCUUUAAGGGGAAACACUUUGGCCUGGUGUACAUACAGCUCUUCUGCAGUGUUGAAAGUGUAGUGUUACUAGCACAGUAGUGCUUGCCAUCAAGCUGUUACUUGGUAUUCAGGUCAGAUUGCCAUGAGAAGUAGGAGUGGGACAGAAGAACUUGGUAAAUACUGAUAAAAUCCUCUUAUUUAAACGUUUAAAGACCUUUCAUAUCCAUUUCUCUGCAGGUUCCCUGCUCUCUCCAAAGUUUCCUAGCUAUGCCAGCUCCAGCUCAUCAAAAACUCCUUUUCAAACACAGUACCUUUUUACCAGGGCAUCUGUGUUGCUGUGCUUCUCUUCUAGAGCUGCUUUCCUCUUAUUUUUCACCUUCCUUCUUUAUCCUCGCUUGUAUCCCAAGUUCUCUGCAUGCUGACAUCUUUUUUUUACCCUUCCUAAGGCAUUGGCUCUGGUUUAUAUAUUACCCAGGUCCCUCCCCCUCCCAGCAUCGUCUAGAGAAUGGUCAAUUGGAGUCAGCUGCCUGGGUUCCCCGUGUGACAAUGCUGGAGCUGGAGGCCACAGGGGUGUCUGUUGUUAGUGUAGCUCCUUCCCUCUUUGUGUACCUGAGCUCUCCUGCCGUGCCUUUUGCAGCAGGAGCUGCUGGCUGCAGCUGGGUGAGCACAGCGUGUGCCACCUUCUUCAAAUGUGUGUUGUAGGUGAACUGGAAUGCUCUUUUCAAAAUGAUGGAACACUGAAUUAACAGAAUACAUGUCUGCAAAGACACAGCUACACAACCUCCCUUUUCAGACAGCCUGGUUAAGGCAGAGAUCCAGUGUGGAAGCUGGCAGGAAAACAGCAGCUCCCAUUUUUCUACUUUGGAAGGCUGUUGGCCUUAGCAAAAUGAGAAACUUCAAACACCUGCAGAAUGUCAUCAGCUCUUGCAAAUGUCUAAUGAUAUAAACAUUGUCUUAAGUUCCAGCAUGUUUUCUUGUUGAUUUGUGUUUCUUGAUCCUAAUAAAAGCACGUUGUUGGUAGUUCCUGUGGGAGUGCCAUGAAAUCCUUAGGUGGAAGGCACUGAAGAACUGCAGAAAUGGCAUUCACAAGCAGACAUUCAAAAUGCCAGGUUUUAAAGAAGUCGUUCUAUUAACUGUUUUCUGUAGUAUUGAUCAAGUGGCUGACAGUCUGGAAGUUCUUGUAGAGCAUUUUACUACCAAAUUAACUGUGAAGUAGAGUAGCAUUGACUGAAGUGUUUGGUGCUGUAAUUCUUGACAAUAGGCAUUGACAUUUUGUCUUGCAAAGAAAAGCUAUGCAGUUCUCUUAACUAAAGAAGGUCAUGCUUUUCCUGUGCCCCAACAAUACCUGCACGUUUACUACACGGAUUGUACUACUGAAAGUCAUCUUCUGAAUACAAACUGCACUAAACUCAGUCUGCUGCAGAGAAAUCUUAUUUCAGGCCUGACCUAGUUACAGGCAGCUCUUCAGAAGACUGAUUGUAGAAUUCUUCCUUUGCAUGGUAAAUAAAUACUGUGAGAUUUGAGAUCUUGAACAUAACUUUUAACCUGAUUUUUUUUUACUGAAAUAAACAUUUUGACUCAUCCCCUCGUUGAAUAAGGUGUGCGCUUUGAACACAGACAUUGUUUUAGGUUUAAUUAUGUUCCAAUACUGCAGAAAAGCAAAGUAUUUUACCUUCAAAACUAUGCAAAAUUUGUGUGUAGUAGUAUCUGAUGCAAAGACAAGAAUUCUUGAAUUUCUGUGAACCUGGUUUUAGGCCGUGAAUGAACAGUGUUUCUCCAAGUAGCAGCGGUGUGGUUCAGGUAUGUAAAAUGUGGUUUCAAUGUAGCAUACUGACCAGCCUAAGCUGAUUGUAACCUUGCUUCAAAAUGUGUCUUGGCUAUUUUACUAUGAGACAAGUAUUUUCAUAUAAAAACUGCAUUGGAUCAGUGUGUGUUUCUCUUUGAAGGACUCUGGAUUCUCAAUCGCUUGUCGCUUGCUUACACAUGUGCUGUCGUUUUAUGAAACCUCCUAAAUCUGAGUGAUAAUCUAUCAGUGUAAAUGUUCUUGGGCGUGUAAGGUAACCUUGAUAUGAAGCAUGAGAGCCUACAAGUGAUGGCUUCAAUCUAUGCACCAUUAAAGUUGUGCUUGCUUUGGAACUGGGAGCUGGUGUAAUGACCUGGUGCCACAGUAGUCAACUAUCAUGAAAGGCUUGGCUUCCUCCUGCUGUGUACAUGUGUAUAUAGACAUUGAAGCCUCUGAGCAAUCUGAAAGUUUGAAUGAAAACUGUUUUAAUCAGUGUCCAUCACUGGAUAAGCGCUUAUUUAAUUCAUGAUUGUUUACAAAUUGGGAAAGAAUAAACAAAAGGGAAUAUCCUGUUUGGGUUGAGGCUCUGAAGAGCCUGAGCAUUAUUUUUGUAAAGGGAAAAACAGCAUUCUUUGUGCCAUUUCAUGUGCCUGUAAAGUAAUUUUUUAUAUUGUAUUAACAUCCUGGGAAUGAGUGGGCUGCCUUUGUUUUCUAGUCCAGUUUUCAAGCAUUUUCCUCAAUACCUGCAUUUGAAAGUGAGACCUGCCUAAAAGACUGCCUUUUGGGACCAGUGAAAGUGUUCCUGUAUAGUUGUCAUUUUCUGUUUAUUUGUGUUAAAGUGUAUUUUGGGACAAGGAUACAAUUAUUGCAGUGGGAAAGGUGGCCUUGUAUUUGAGACAGUCUUCACUGUGUAAACUUCUAAACACAAUAUGUAAUUUAAAGACCAUGAUCUUCAGGCAAUAAUAUUAAGUGUAAGCUUUUAAAAUUUAUUUUGGGGAUCAUAGCUUGUUUUAUUUUUUGUGCUAUAAGAUUAACAGUAUUAAAUGAAUUAUAUUCUUAGAAUAUACGGAGUGUCUUUUCUUAAGAUUAGUGCCUUUUUAAUUUCUUACUCCACUUAAUUCAUAGAACUGGUCCCAACAUCAAGCCACUGUGUUUUUUCCCCAAUGCCCUGUUUGUACAGUCUAAAUAAAACUUGCCUCAACUUACA